Messenger RNA from Nannochloropsis gaditana CCMP526, 1694 nucleotides. RefSeq lists its product as uncharacterized. Gene Ontology annotation, molecular function: oxidoreductase activity. The transcript has a single exon. The record is from RefSeq and is a predicted model, not a curated record. Bases 157 to 1566 code for a protein of 469 amino acids. Gene Ontology annotation, cellular component: cytoplasm.
CUCAAGUGAGCUGUCCUAUUACGCCUGGGACGUGGGAGUAUCCUUCUCGUGUCUGACCGUUGAGAAUCCAUCUUCAAAAUAAUAAACUCACGAAGCACCAGUUCCCAAAAAGUCAUCUACACUAACAGAUGCCCACGUGGAGAUAGAAAGGAUCAUAUGCCUUUCAUUUCUAGGACGGCCUUGAUAGCAACGCUUUUCCUAUUUUAUUGCUUUAAGCCGGACAUGGCCCACUCCCUCCUUCUACACGGACUCCGUGGGUCACUUCCAGUAUGCCUUUCCAAGUCAUUACUCUCCAGCAAGCCAGAGCCGUCUAAUUUAAAAGUAGCUGUUGUGGGUGGUGGGCUAGCCGGUCUAUCGACUGCGUGGCAUUUGACAGGCUUGGUGAAACAAGUUUCGAUCUUCGAUCCGCGUCCGCCCGGACAGGCCGAGGCCUCAGCCGUCGCAGGGGGCUUGCUGCACCCUCUCACUCCUAAAAACCGCUUACUUUGGUGUGGAUUAAGAGGGUUUGAAGCCACGAGUCGCCUCGUCGUGUCAAGCAAGACAGCAUUGUCGAAUUAUGGCGACACAGCAGGAGCAAGCCGGCUGCAGUCGGCACCAGGCGCUAUCCUACGUCCGGCUUUGACCUCACAGCACGUGAUUGAUUUCCAGGCCGCAGCGAAACGACUUCCAAAUUGGUUAAAAUGGCUGAAUGGGGAGGAGUGGGAGCAAAAAGUGGGUGUCCCAGGUCAUGGUUUGCUUCUUCGGCAAAGCGCCAUACUGUCUAUGCCUGACUACCUUCGAGGCCUGUGGCUAUCGAGUCAGGCACGUGCUGAACGGAGUUCCACCGCUCUGACGUGGGAGUCAUCUUUAUUUACGGCUGACUGUGUGAAGCAAUCUGGCGCGAAGUACGAUGUUGUGGUCCUGGCUUCUGGUGCCGGGAUUCGAGCUUUCCCAGAACUCGAGCAUUUGCCUGUGGAAUUUGUGAGAGGACGAACGCUUCUAGUGGCAGAUGAAUCAAAGGGUGGCGUGGAGCCUUCGGAGCAGGAAAGUGCUCCGUCCCUGCAGUGCGCCUUACUGUGCGGUGAAUACGUGGUACCGGGUGUGGACACGGAAAUGUGCUCAGACGCGGAGGGGAAAGAGCGCCGAGUGCUUCGAUGCGGUUCUACCAGAGAGUACUUGAGAGACUCCUGGCACGUGCAAGACGGGAUUGGAGUUGGAAAGAUGGGGGGAAGGAGGACAGAGGAAUGGUUCCAAAGUGAAAAGAAUGACGGGGAAAUCGCCUCUUUGCGGAGGAAGGCGGAGUCGAUCUAUCCCCCGCUCCGACAGGGGCCGGAGGCUUACCGCGUCACCUCCGGCACCCGGGUGGCCACACGCCGGAGCAAUUUGGGGAAGCUUCCUAUCGUCGGUCGGCUCGAACAGACAAAAGUAGCGGAGGGUAUCAAGGCGGAAACCUGGCUGUUCACAGGCCUGGGAGGGAGGGGGGUGGUCCACCAUGGUUUCUUGGGGGAAUGCUUGGCUCAGGCCAUCCUGACGGGGGACGAGACACAUUUGCCCUCAGAGGUCAGAGCCCCUCUUCAGCGAUUGUAAAUAGACGUCAGGGAGUGCUGAAACCUGUGUUGUAAUUAACUGUACGUUCCGCAAGCACGAACCCAGCAUGCGUGGAACGACACCGAUCGAAAGCAAUCCCGAGGACUGGAGGAUGCACGCACGCAGAU